This is a messenger RNA of Ricinus communis (castor bean), 707 nucleotides long. RefSeq names its product ethylene-responsive transcription factor ERF098. The transcript has a single exon. The coding region runs from base 113 to 577 and encodes 154 amino acids. Gene Ontology annotation, biological process: regulation of DNA-templated transcription; ethylene-activated signaling pathway. The record is from RefSeq and is a predicted model, not a curated record. Gene Ontology annotation, molecular function: DNA binding; DNA-binding transcription factor activity. NCBI's taxonomy places the organism in Eukaryota, Viridiplantae, Streptophyta, Magnoliopsida, Malpighiales, Euphorbiaceae.
UAUAUACACAUCAAAACGUGCCAUUUUUUGCCACCAACUUAGAAAUCAAACUAUCUAGACCGUUUCAUAUAGUCAUUAGCUUUCCUCCAAGCACAAAGCAAAGCGAAGCAAAAUGGAAGCAUCACAAAAGAACUCAAAGAAACAAAGCAGAGGUGGAAGCGGAGAGGCUCGAUACAGGGGGAUUCGGCGGCGGCCGUGGGGGAAGUUCGCAGCAGAGAUUCGGGAUCCCACAAGAAAUGGAGCUAGACGGUGGCUAGGAACAUUUGAGACGGCUGAAGAGGCAGCAAGAGCAUACGAUAGAGCUGCUUUUGCUUUUAGAGGUCAUUUGGCAAUUCUUAAUUUUCCAAAUGAAUAUCAGUACAAUAGCCAAAGUCAUGAGCUCUCCUUUGCUUCUUCUUCUACUUCGGCGUCUUCUUCUUCUUCUUUGAUGUCCUCGAAUUCAUUCUCUUCUGCUCCUCCUUCGAGAAAUGCCACGAUAGGCUCUUCUGCAGGACAAGAAGUCAUUGAGUUUGAGUAUUUGGAUGAUAAAUUGUUGGAAGAUCUUCUUGAAACUCAAGAAUAUGAUAGGCACUAUUAAGUUAAAAGCAAUUUCAUUUCAUUCAAGACUUGUAAUUCUUUCAUUUUUGUCCAUUGUUCAUUUCAUUGUAACAUUCAUUUCAGACAAUGCAUUUUCCUUUCAUUAAAUAAAAAAAUAAAAUUUGUAAUAA